AUGCAGGAGUCCGUCAUACGCUGGCCCCUCGGUUUGGACGGCAGGGAUCUCGUCGGCGUUGGUGUCACCGCCGUCGUCGCGCGUCUCGACGCCGUCGUCAAGCACUUUGGGCCGACGGAGCGGCCCUUCCUGGAACGCGAGAAGCUCGUGUACGAACGCCUCGGCCGCGGCCACAGCGGCAUCGUUCGGUACUUUGGCGCCGUAGAUGACGCCCUGCUCUUGCAGUUUGCCAGCCACACGUCCGUCAGGCAAUACAUGGCAGGGCAAGAAGAGCGGACGACCCCUCUCGCCGUCCGGCGUCGCUGGGUUGAGCAGCUCUUCGACGCCGUGUGUUUUGUGCAUUCAAAGGGCGUGCUGCACGGCGACAUAUCGUGCAACAACGUCUUCCUUGACGACAAGCUCGAUGUCAAGCUUGGCGACUUUGGCGGCUCGGCCAUUGACAAUCUCGCACCACUCAUCUACUACGAGACGAGCCACUACCUUCCCCCCGGCCAGGACACUUCGCCCAAAACGGAGCUGUUUGCCCUCGGCUCCACGGUCUACGAGAUGAUGACGGGGGCGAGGCCGUACAAGGACCUGCCUGAUCACGAGGUAACUGCUGCUUUGUCCGAGGGUCGGUACCCUGAUCUGGGGCCUGUCGCUGCUUUCAGAGACACGAUUAUGGGGUGCUGGAGGCAGACUUAUGCAACCGUAGAAGAAGCCCUCUGUCAUGUUAAAUCAGAGAGCGCGUUCCAUUCGUCGGUUCGCGAGAGCUGA
Messenger RNA from Ustilaginoidea virens, 756 nucleotides. RefSeq lists its product as uncharacterized. The record is from RefSeq and is a predicted model, not a curated record. Gene Ontology annotation, biological process: protein phosphorylation. NCBI's taxonomy places the organism in Eukaryota, Fungi, Ascomycota, Sordariomycetes, Hypocreales, Clavicipitaceae. Bases 1 to 756 code for a protein of 251 amino acids. Gene Ontology annotation, molecular function: protein kinase activity; ATP binding. The transcript has a single exon.